AAGAAGAAGAAGCUGCAGCAUGUCGGUGCACUUUGAGGAGAGGAGCGGUGUCGUCCCCUGCAAGACCCCCUGGGGCUCCUGGUACCAGACCAUGGAGGAGGUGUUCAUCGAGGUCAACGUGCCUAAUGGGACGUCUGGCAAGGAGGUCAAGUGUCAUUUGGGAUCCAGAGACAUCGAACUGCAUGUCAAAGGGAAGGAGAUGUUCAAGGGAAAGUUGUUUGAUACAACCAUGUCUGACGAGGCUACGUGGACACUAGAGGACAAGUGUCUCAUCCGGAUCAUUCUGAUGAAGACUAACAGGGAGGCAGGGAACUGCUGGUCCUCCCUGCUGGAGGGGGAGUACUGUGCGAAUGCCUGGGUCCAGGACCAGAUGCAGAGGAAGCUCACACUGGAGAGGUUCCAGCGGGAGAAUCCUGGAUUCGACUUCAGUGGUGCGGAGAUAUCUGGGAAUUUUGCUGGUGGUGGUCCGGACUUCUCCAGUUUACAGAAGUGACCAGUGUCAUGAUGCCAAAAACCUGCAAGUUGCUGGAGAUGUCACCUGUCUAAUAAACACUACUGAGGACAUCUAUUGUGUGAAGAAGAAGAACAGAGGAUUAAUCAGAGCUCCUAUGACGAAAAGACAAAAGGCCACACUUCAGAGCUCAAACACUGGACGGGCUACAAGACGACACUGUUUGACAAAGAUAUACUUUUCACAGCCGCCCUUUUAUC
Anoplopoma fimbria (sablefish) is the source of this 711-nucleotide messenger RNA. RefSeq names its product NudC domain containing 2 (gene nudcd2). Gene Ontology annotation, biological process: protein folding. Gene Ontology annotation, cellular component: cytoplasm. The transcript is spliced from 4 exons. NCBI's taxonomy places the organism in Eukaryota, Metazoa, Chordata, Actinopteri, Perciformes, Anoplopomatidae. The record is from RefSeq and is a predicted model, not a curated record. The coding region runs from base 20 to 493 and encodes 157 amino acids.